Messenger RNA from Pleurotus ostreatus (oyster mushroom), 3780 nucleotides. RefSeq lists its product as uncharacterized. The record is from RefSeq and is a predicted model, not a curated record. NCBI's taxonomy places the organism in Eukaryota, Fungi, Basidiomycota, Agaricomycetes, Agaricales, Pleurotaceae. The coding region runs from base 1 to 3780 and encodes 1259 amino acids. The transcript is spliced from 4 exons.
AUGUGGUCGAAGCUCAGCAAUGCCCUCGGUAGGCAUCGACAUGAAUCCGACGCUUCAGCCUCGAGUUCGCAGUCUCAGCGGAGCGAGGUGCUCGACAAAGUCUACGAGCAACACCCAAAUCUCUCCGUAUUUCAUACCCAUGAGGAGGAACCUCAAGAGGAGAGCCCAGAGGUGCCAUUUCCCAAUAAUCCUAGCCCGCCGAGUUCGCCGUCAAGACAUGGACGAGUAGGUCUGUUCAAACGGCACUCGAGGGUGAGGGACGACGACUCGAUACGAGCCCCGUCGCCUUUGCUUGGAUUUCCAAAGAAGGUCAGAUCUACACUCAAUCUCAGACAUAAUAAUUCUCAACAAUCACUUUCUCGUGCGUCUGGUGAUGCAGCGCGUGCAUCACAGGAUACUCUUUCUAGAGCCUCAGUAGACUUGCUUUCCCCAUCUGAAGUGAAGCCACCCCCUCGAACUUCCUCUCGAAGUAUGUUCGGGUCGUCCAGAGACAUCUCUUUUGAAUCGACCGACUCCUCAUCUAGCAGCAAAGGCCCCCUGCAAAUAUCCACCAAUAUUCCCCGUAACACUCCGUCUCCCCUCGUCGUUGACACCAAGCUGGGGUCUGUAAGGUCUAUUCUUCGUGGGCCGAACACACCUGGCACAGGUCAGAACGUUAGGUUCUUCUCAAGAGAUGCGUACAAGGUUCUCAGCCCUGAGAACUCUGUGGACUCUGAAGCAUCACACCCUGCGCCGUCCACUGAGCUCUUCGACCGUCUGCAACGUGCGCGGCCAGCGCUGGACGAGCCACCUCGCUCUGCAUUGUCCCCGAAGUCUUCUCGACCUUCUCUAGCAGAGGUGUUCUCUCCAAUGUCGGAUUCAUCAAAGCUGGAGCUUCCAAGCAGAGACCAAACGAACCUAUUCGACAUUUCGCAAGGCUUGGAACUCCCACCUAUACCAUCCGACCUCGACAUUAAUAUUGAAGAACCAGACAUGGAACCCCCUGGGUCUCAUUCCGAUACUGGAAUGUUGACUUCGACUCCGUUCAAACAGGCGAAGCCCAAGGAAGAGUUUGUAAUCGAAGCACCAGUCGACGAUACUAUAUUCCAUUCGCUCGAGAAAUCCCCCGAACUUCCCCCGGUGCUGCACGACCGCAGUCAAUCAUUCAGCUUUGGUCAAACCGUCUUCUUCUCGAUGAACCAAGAACAGGCGGGCAAGGUAGCUACGGCGACGGCUGACAACAAAUCCCAAGGUUCACCAGCGAACUCCUCACCAAUGAUGAGGAAUCGAAGCCGUGCCAUGAGUGACACUGUAUUCCAGAAUAUGAUGCGCUCUCCCCCUCCUAAACACCCCGAAGCCGAUAUCAACGACGAGCAGUCUUCCGACUUAGUUGUUUACUCGGCACCGAAACCCGAGCCAGAUCCAUUCAGCGCCAAUGCGAACACCUACUACACCCCUCAGACUCUGAUUCCAACAACUCCGCCCCAAGGACCGCCAAAACACGCCCGCAAGUCAUCCAAGGAAGAAGGCAUCAUUGCCUCGCUUCAGACUCAGUUAACGCUGCAAACCGAGCUUUGCUCACAGUACGAAACCGACUUGCAUGCGCGCGACGAACUGGUGGAUAUACUCAACAAGAAAUUGACUGAUCUCGAGAAGGAAGAUGCUAAACGUCGGAACGUGCUACGUAAUUGGAAGAAGAAGGUCGCCGAGCUCGAGAAGGCUUGUCGUUAUCUCGAAGAGGAAGUCGAGGGGUCUCGGCAGGCAAGCUUCGAACGAAGCAUUAUGGACGAAGCCAGUGGCGAGGCUUUACGAAUGCUUCAUCGACAAAUUGCCGGCCUCGAACGGGAGAAGUCUGAUUGGGAACGGCGGGAGGCCAACCUUCAAGCUGAAGUUGUGGGUUUGGAGGAACAGAUGAGAGCUCGUGAUGAAGAACUCGCAAGACUUCGGGAAGUCGGUCAGAACCAACGCGAACUGCAAGAGGGUAUCCUUGGUAUAUCUCAGCAAUGGGAGCAGAUGGGCAACACGAGCAUCGGUACAUUGGACGAUACUAUAAUGCGUAAGAUCAACGCUGCCGCCGAUGGUGAUCCGGAGAGAGAGGCUGAAGCCGCCGAGCAGUUGCGUGUUGUCCAGCUGGCUUGGGAGGCUGAAAGGGCUGAGCUCGUCAUCAGGACCGAAAACAUGCAGGUUGAGAAGACCGCGUUGGAGGACAAGUUAACCGAGACCAUGGAUCAGUUACACACGCGGGACGAGGAGUAUCAGACUCUGAAGUCAGAGCUCGAAGCUCAAUGGCAACAUACUGAGAAGAUGUCCGAAAGCCUGCAAGGUUUACAACUCGAGCGCAAUGAGUUGGAGCUGGAGAGAGACACGCUGAAAAGCAGGCUUGAAGAUCUCGAGCAGCAACUCGCUACCACUGGUUCAGAUAUGGUUCAGAUUGACGCUCUGAAGAGAGACCUUGCAGACAUGGAGCAGCGGUACGCGGACUUGGAGGCAGAACGAGAGGAACAACAUGGGGAGUUUGAAGCCGAGUUCCAACAAGUCUCAGAAGCGAAACACGCUCUCGAAGCUGAGAAAGAGGAGCUCGAAGACAUCAUUCGACAGGAGCAAGAGCACGCUGAGGAGCUAACAUUGGUGCUUCAAGAACGUGACAACCAACUGGAGCAAACGCAAGAACAAUGCGAACGUCUUCAGCAUGAACUACAUGACCGUGACGACCGCAUCACCGAACUGACGAGAGAACAUACCCAUGCCCUGAGCAACGUGAGCCGCCUCGAAGGGCUCAUCCGCCAGCGCGACAACGAGAUAGACGAGUACUCCAAGCGCAUCCUGGAGCGUGAAUCUGAAGCGUCGGCUCUUCGGGAACAGAUGACGAACAUGAAGCGCGAGCAGACUCGGGUAGUUGACGAUCGGACGAGAGAACUGCAAGAUGUCCUUCGACAAGAAAGCGAGUCACGAUCUCGCAUGGAGACCCUGAUCAAAGAGAGGACUGAAGCGACCUUCGAAGCGAGCACCUUGAAAGGACGUGUUGAUGCGCUGUCGGCCGAGUUAGAGAAACUGCGUCGUCACGUUCACGAAUUGCAGCAAGAGAGUGCAGAUAAGGAGGUGAAGAUAGUCCAGCUGAACAAAGCGCGGGCACAGGAUAAGGAGGAUAUGCAGGGGUUGAAUAUCGCCCUCGAUUCUAAACAGCAAGAACUCGAAUUGAUCAAACGCAAGAUGGGUGUCCGCGGUACCGCUGGGAGCACUCCGGCGCAACCAUCGAAGACAGCGCACCACCGACGGGAUUCGUCUGCAUUCUCGACGCCCAGCAUAUCUCGACCGUCUUCAAGGCCGCCCUCUGUAAUAUCAGAGUCGGGAUUGAGUAUCAAAGAACGCAAGAUCACUGAUACUCCCGCUGCUUCGGCGAAGAUACCCGCUCUCGGUAAGAGCAUUCGGGCUAAUAGCACUGCGACGCCGUCGAUUGCCAGUAAGACCAGUCGAGGCAUAGAGGGCUCUAUGGGGCCGCCGCCCAACAAACGGCUCUCUCUUGCUGGAACACCAACUCCUAGUGGUAGAGUGUCUUCGCUAUCUCGAAAGUCAUCGAUUGGUCCAGGACCUUCAGCAUUCCCCGUUCCGCCAACACACAAACCCCUUCGUCGUAUAUCCUCCACUAGUUCUGAGAAAGAUCAUUCACCGCCUGAUACACGAUCUCUUCUCGCCAACGUGAAGCUUAGACCCGUUAAGAAGGUGGAUCCGGACACAAGCAGGUCUCCGCCACAACAAAACAAAGAAAAUGUCGAAUCCACUCCACGAGCCAUCCCCGCCUGA